AUGCUUAAUAAUAUGGGGUAUGCCCUAAGCCAGGCCGCCAGCGAGGUGGCCGGCGCCAGCGAACCCCCUAGUGGUGGUGAGAUCCCUAGCGGCAGUGAGGCUGGCAAGCAGGUGAAAUCUAAUCAGAUUUUAGGGAAUGUGGACUUCUAUGUUAGGGAUAAUUUUAUAUUUUACUAG
Aspergillus clavatus NRRL 1 is the source of this 177-nucleotide messenger RNA. RefSeq lists its product as uncharacterized. The record is from RefSeq and is a predicted model, not a curated record. NCBI's taxonomy places the organism in Eukaryota, Fungi, Ascomycota, Eurotiomycetes, Eurotiales, Aspergillaceae. Bases 1 to 177 code for a protein of 58 amino acids. The transcript has 2 exons.